Messenger RNA from Chaetomium fimeti, 11136 nucleotides. RefSeq lists its product as uncharacterized. NCBI's taxonomy places the organism in Eukaryota, Fungi, Ascomycota, Sordariomycetes, Sordariales, Chaetomiaceae. Gene Ontology annotation, molecular function: fatty acid synthase activity; 3-oxoacyl-[acyl-carrier-protein] synthase activity; phosphopantetheine binding. Bases 1 to 11136 code for a protein of 3711 amino acids. Gene Ontology annotation, biological process: secondary metabolite biosynthetic process; fatty acid biosynthetic process. The record is from RefSeq and is a predicted model, not a curated record. The transcript is spliced from 11 exons.
AUGUCGCUUCAAGAUGUGGCCGGUCAUGAUCGAGGUUUAGAGCCCAUCGCCAUUGUUGGCAGUUCUUGCAGGUUUCCAGGCGGGGUCUCCUCUCCAUCCGAAUUAUGGGAUCUUCUGCGCCAGCCUUGGGAUGUCCUGAGCGAGAUUCCGCGAAGUCGGUUCAACACGGACAAAUUCUACCAUCCUGAUACAAACCACAGUGGGAAAAUGAACGUUCGCCAUUCCUAUCUCCUCAAACAGGACCCUCGCAGCUUCGAUGCACAGUUCUUUGGCAUUAAGCCCCUGGAGGCCAAUGCCGUCGACCCGCAACAGCGUCUCUUGCUAGAAACCACUUACAAUGCCCUCGAGGAUGCCGGUAUCCCACUGCAUAGAGCCAGGGGAUCACGUACCGGUGUGUUCAUCGGGCUCAUGACCGAGGAUUACUCCAAUAUCAUCGGGAGGGACCUUCAGAACGUUCCCACGUACUUCGCCUCAGGCACGGCGAGAAGCAUCAUCUCAAACAGGGUUUCCUACGUAUUCGACUUACACGGCCCUUCUAUGACCAUCGAUACCGCUUGCUCGUCAAGUCUUGUGGCGCUGCAUUUAGCAGUUCAAAGCCUGAGAAGCGGGGAGUCUGAUUGCGCCCUUGUGGGCGGCUCCAACCUGUUGCUCAGCCCCGAACAAUACAUCGCGGGAACAAAGCUCAAACUCUUCAGUCCAACUGGCCGAAGCCGCAUGUGGGAUACAGGUGCGAACGGUUACGGUCGUGGAGAGGGCGUGGCAGUACUAGUUCUUAAGACGCUGUCCCAAGCUCUAAGUGAUGGCGAUUCCAUCGAGUGCCUUGUCAGGGAGACCGGCGUCAACCAGGAUGGGAAGACAAAAGGGAUAACUAUGCCGAGCGCGGAGGCACAGAUCGACCUGAUCAAGACAACAUAUGCAAGGUCCGGUCUUGAUUUGUCGCGGCCCUCAGCACGGCCACAGUAUUUUGAGGCCCAUGGAACCGGGACACCUGCUGGGGACCCAAUUGAAGCCGAGGCCAUCAGCAAAGCCGUUUUCGGGUAUACCAACCACCAGCAAGGUGGAUCACAACCCUUGUACGUGGGCUCAAUCAAAACGGUACUCGGUCAUGCGGAAAGCGCCGCGGGUGUUGCCGGGGUCAUGAAGGCGUCCCUUGCGGUUCAACAUGGCGUUCUCCCUCCAAACAUGUUGCUGGACGAGCUCAGCGAAGCUGUCAAGCCGUUUUACAGCAACCUGCGGGUUCUUCAGGCGGCCCAGAACUGGCCGGCAGUAUCCGAUGGGCCGCGGAGGGCUAGCACAACCCCGAUGUCGCCAUUCAACUUCUCUGCCGCUUCCGAGAAGUCCCUCCGGGCAAACCUUGUUGCCUAUGCCGAUUUUCUCAAAGACAACCCCUCAAUACGACUACGAGAUUUGGCGUGGACUUUGAAUGUCCGGAAGUCAACACUGUCAACAAGGACUUCGAUUGUAGCGUUAACAGCACACGAACUCGAGCAAAAGCUGAGACGUGCGGCUCUGGAGACAACCUUUAACUCACCGACUAAUUCAGGGGCUUCUGGUUCUAUCCUUGCCAUCUUCACGGGGCAGGGAGCGCAAUGGGCCACCAUGGGUUUGCAACUUUUCAAGGAUUCAGUACUUGUCCAAGACUGCUUUCAGAAGCUUCAAGCAGCUCUAGACUCGCUGUCUCCUCAACACGCCCCUGAUUGGAAGUUGUGUGAGGAGCUAUUCAAGGACCGCGAAAGUUCCCGUUUGGGAGAUGCUGCUAUCUCACAGCCGCUCUGUACAGCGGUGCAACUGGCAGUCGUCGACGUGCUCAUGGCUGCGAAGGUAAAGCUUACAGCAGUCGUUGGGCAUUCGUCGGGAGAGAUUGCUGCAGCCUACGCUGCUGGGUACCUCACGGCCGAGUCUGCGAUCCGCAUCGCGUACUACAGAGGAUUGUUCCUUGACAUGAACAAUGUCUCGGGCCAGAUGUUGGCGGUUGGCACUACGCAACAAGAUGCCCAAGAGCUAUGCGAAUUGCCUUUGCUGGAGGGCAAGAUUACCAUAGCAGCUUACAACUCGACGUCGAGUGUCACGCUUUCUGGAGACUCGGAUGCUGUUCGGGAGGCAAAGGAAAUUUUGGAGGACGAACAAAAGUUCGCCCGGAUUCUCAAGGUCAACAAGGCUUAUCACUCGCAUCAUAUGAAACCAUUUGCCGGUCCAUACGCAAAAGCGCUGGAGGAUAUUCAGAUAUCUGUCCAAAAGCCCGGGAAGAGCCAUCCAGCUUGGAUUUCGACCGUGGUAACAGAAUCGGCCGCCACAAUGGGUUUCGCUUCUCUCGCUCAUCGUUACUGGGCCGACAACAUGGUCAGGCCAGUGCGCUUCUUACAGGCUGUCGAGUAUGCAACGGGAUCCUGUGGCCCCUUUGAUGCUGUGAUAGAGGUUGGACCACACCCAGUUUUGCGAGGCCCAACAACAGACACGCUGCGAGAAAUCGCGGGGAAAGACGUCCCAUAUAUUCCGACCCUGGUCCGUGACAAGAAUGACAGUCAGGCCUUUGCGGGAUGCCUGGGUUCACUUUGGAAAAUUGUCGGGGAUUCCGCCGUAGAUUUCUCCGCGUUCGAGAUAUCCACCCAUGGUCCACAGGUCGCAGCUCCAAAGGUCCUCAAGGACCUCCCAUCAUACGCGUGGGACCAUGAUCACCAGUAUUGGCACGAGACGCGGUAUACCAAAGCCUUUCUGACGGGCGGGGACGCGCCCCAUCCCUUGCUAGGAACCAUAUGCCCUGCUGGGACAGCACACGAGGUCAGGUUCAGGAACUACUUAAGUCCCCAACAGCAACCAUGGCUCUCUGAUCAUCGAAUCCAGGGCCAGGUUGUUUUCCCGGCAGCCGCUUACGUUUCAUCUGUGCUUGAGGCUGUGGCUCAGCUGUACCCCGAUGACGAUGGACUGGUUGAGCUUGCCAAUGUCCACAUCGGCAAAGCCAUGGUGUUCCGAGACAACGAAACGCCAAUAGAGAGCGCCUUAUCAGUAAGAAUCCUCGAGGAUAGCACUGAGUGCCUGGAAGCAGACUUUACCUUUUGCUCUGAGGCCGUCGAAAAAGGCUCAACUCAGAUGGUCGAAAACGCGAGGGGCAGGAUUCGGGUGAUCCGAAAGAGAUCACUGAAGUCUCUCCCGGUUCCGGCUUCACCUAUUGGCGAGUUUGUGAACGUGACUCCGGAGAGAUUCUACAAUUGGGCAGGCGAAGAGGGUUACGGUUACGAAGGAGCAUUCCGAGGCCUGAAGGAUACCCAAAGAACAAUGAACCAGGCCGUCGGUUCCAUCGCGAUUUCGCCAGACACCAAGAGCGAUGGAUUCACAAUAGCUCACCCUGGUAUUCUGGAUUGCGCGCUGCAGGCCGUUUUACUUGCAUACAGCUACCCCGGCGAUGGUAGGCUUCGCUCGGUGUACUUGCCCACCAAAAUCGACCUGAUACGGGUGGCAAUGUCUGGCUGGAGAGCACACUCCCUUCGACCCAACCCUUCGUUUCCCUUUUUUGCAUCUGUUGAUCCACAUCACGGUGGUGCGUUUGUCGGAGACGUCGAUAUUCACUCAGCCCAUGACAAUCACGUCAUUCUCCAACUUCAGGGCCUUCAUGGCGUGGCAUUGGAACCCCCGUCCCCCACCAAUGACGCGAAACUCUUCAUUGAAAAGUCCUGGGGCCCGGAACUUCUUCAGGUUUCGACUAACUGGAACAGCCCUAUUUGUUCGAGUAACCAAGAUUUGGGGAUUUUGUUAGAAAGAGUUGCUGGGUUCUAUCUUCGGAGGUUGGCCGCACUCUUCCCGCUUGAAAGCAGAAACGGGUUGUUAUGGCAUCACUCUCGUCUUCUUGACUACGCCGAUCACUGCUUGACAAGUGUUGACGGCGGCAUACACCCAUGGGUUAGACGGGAAUACACAAUGAACACAGACCUGGAGAUUCUUCGGGUUGUCGGAGAAGGCCUACACAAGGCGCUCCGGGGGGAGUUGAAUCUCCUAGAAACGGUGACAAACAAUGGCCUUCUGCGGAAAUACUAUCGCGAUGCUUUGGGGAUGAAAGAAUAUCUCGGGGAGAUGGCCCGUGUCAUGCACACCGUAUCUCACAAGUUCUCUAACAUCAACAUUCUGGAGAUUGCAGGUGCCGGCACCGGAGCCGCAACAACUUCCGUCCUCGCGGGUAUUGGGGAUGCUUUUGAGUCGUAUACAUUUACAGACAUCUCCAGUGGUUUCUUUGGCGAAGCUCAGGCAGAGUUUGCUUCGCAUCAGCCGAAAAUGGUCUUCAAAACCCUCGACAUCGAAAAGCCAGUCGCAGACCAAGGGUUUACCGAAGCGGCUUAUGACGUGGUGGUCGCGUCGUUAGUGCUGCAUGCUACGCAGAGCCUCGAAACCACUCUAUCCAACGUGAGAAAGCUUCUCCGACCUGGCGGCUACCUCAUCAUACUGGAGGUGACAGACAAUACCCCCCUGAGAUUGGGGCUUAUUUUUGGAGGCAUGCCCGGCUGGUGGCUCGGAGACGGGGACCAUCGAAAGUUCUCACCAUGCGUCUCCAUUUCCGUCUGGGGGGACCUCGUGAGCAAGACGGGCUUUUCUAGCAUCCGCACCAUGGCCCCCGCCAGCAAAACCAUCCCGGUUCCCCUCUCGUUGAUGGUCACGCAAGCUGUGGACGAUCGGGUCAACUUCCUCAUCGAGCCCCUGGACCCGACGUUCGAAUCACUCGAACUUGGUUCAGUCGUCAUAGUCGGAGGGCACGCAACAUCUAGGGAACUGGCCGAGGCGGUCCGCAAGCAUUACAAAACCGUUGAUCUGAUACCGUCCAUGCACCGCAUAGGAGUCGCCAACCUUCCGCUUUCGGCGACUGUAGUCUGUAUGGCUGACUUGGAAGGGGCAUCAAUAUUCCAAGACCUCAAAGAGCCUGAUUUAACAGCCCUGCAAGCCAUCUUCAGUCUCAGUCAGACUGUCAUCUGGGUGUCGACCGGCGCACAUGGAAAUGACCCCGCCAAAGCGAUGUAUAUCGGCCUCCAAAGAACACUGGCACUUGAAUUGGCCCACGUUCAGAUGCAGAGCAUCAACUUCGAGCGGCAGGAGGAUGUCAGCAGCCAGAUAAUCGCAGCCAAGCUGCUACAGACUGAAGCAUACGGCCUGUGGGAACGCAUGAAACGUCCCGCUGAUCUCCUCUGGCAUAUUGAACCAGAGCUGACAGUGCGUCAUGGCCGAGUUAUGGUACCGCGGAUGCGGCUGGCGAACGCUCGGAAUGAGAGGUACAAUGCUGCGCGGCGACAAUUGACAAAAGAAGCACCGGUCGGCAGCACACUUGCCAUUCUGGUGGCUCGAUACAUUCUCGACAGGGCACCUAUUGACGGCAAGGCAAUGCUCAUUGUGAGCCCGCCUCGACACCUUGGGGACGUCUUAGGAACCCUUGCUGCGGCACGAAAUAUCACCUUGUGUCUCGUUACAACUGACCCGGCGAUUGGAAGCAUCGGUUACCCCUGGGCGUUUGUCCAUCCAUUUGGUACAAAAAGGUCAGCCAAGGGGGCACUGCCAACUGCCGUGGGGUUACUUUUGGACAUGGAUGAGGACAAGGAGGUCGGUGCUGUAGUUCGGGCGUGUUUGCCGACGGACUGUCAAGAAAUAACCCUCCCCGAGCUCGCUGAAACCUUCCCGCGAUCCAAUUUCUCACCACACUCCAUCCGAGAGUGGAUGGCAGAACACGGAGCGAGGCAUAUUGCCAUCUCAAGCCGAACUCCUGCUGUCAAAGACUCUUGGAUAAAGUCCAUGACCGCCCUAGGAUGCAACGUCAAAUUGUUUGAUGGUGGGUCGGUCCAGAACGUUUACCGGAGAAUCACUGCCUCGAUGCCGCCCAUCGCCGGAGUUGUACAAGGUGCCAUGGUGUUGCAAGAUACCGUCUUCCCAGAACUCACGAUCAACGCCUGGGAGGAGGUCACAAAGCCGAAAGUCAAAGGAAGCAUAUAUCUUGAUGAGACUUUCACCAACCAUACACUGGAUUUCUUCAUCUUCCUGUCUUCCGUCGCUUACCUCGCUGGAAACGCCGGACAAGGCGCUUAUUCCGCAGCCAACGCGUUCAUGACGAGCCUCGCAGCACAAAGGCGCAGGCGGGGCCUUGCUGCCUCAGUGAUUCAUCUGGGCGCUGUGGUCGGCGUUGGGUACAUAACCCGUGAGCUGACCCCUGAGAAACAAAGAGCAUUGUACGAAGCUGGGUACUCCUUCCUGUCAGAGCAGGACUUUCACGAAAUAUUUGCAGAGGCGAUUCUUGCAAGCCAACCAGAUUCUGGUGAGGAAUUCGAAAUCUCAACCGGGUUGAGGCUCGAGAGCACUAUCAGGGACACCCCAGCCAAGUGGGCGAGAAACCCGAUGCUUCAGCAUCUUGUGACAAGGUCAGAUAAGCAUGCUCCCCUUGAUGGCAUCAUCGGAAAACUUCAAGCGGUCUUGCGCUUUGAUCGAGGAGAUUCUAUACUUGAACUGAGCCCGGACGAAUUGGGAAUCGAUUCACUGGUUGCGCUCGACAUUCAAUCUUGGUUCCGCACAGAACUCAACGUGGAUUUCCCCAUACUGAAACUUCUCAAUGCUCCCUCCGUUCGGGAGAUUAUACUGGCUACCCAACGCCUAUUGUUAGAAGCCUCGGUUAGCCCUAUCGCGGGAACUUCGACCAUGGACCAAGAACAGAACCUGCCCUCGAGUCCCAGCGGUCCGUCGAUCUCCAUGUCAAGCAGCAAUACCGCAACAACGACACCUUCCCCUACGAUGACGCCUAAAACAGAUAGCCAGGGCCAGGAUUUGGAUGUGAGCUCAGAGGUCCUUUACGACAGCUGCAGUCGCAAGCAGAGUCAAGUCGAUGGCGAGGGGAAUGUGUUCGAGCGAAUGGUUCCCCUCUCGUUUGCGCAGUCGAGAUUUUGGUUUCUCAGGUCCUUUGCUGAGGAUCCCAGCGCAUUUAAUAUUACAUCGGUUGUUAAGCUCCGGGGCCGCAUCGAUAUUCAUAGGCUGAGAAAAGCUCUUGAGGCCGUCGGACAGCGACAUGAAGCCCUCCGCACCGCGUUUUACACCGACAGCGCCACCAAGAAGCAUAUGCAGGGCAUUCUUCCAACUAUGGUCUCCCGUCUGGAGACCGCGACGAUCCAGGGCGAGCAUCAGGUCGAGAAGGUGGUGCGAGAAUAUGAGAGUCAUGUGUACGAUCUGUUGAAGGGAGAAACGCUCCGACUAACCCUCCUUUCCUUUUCCGAAACUGCUCACCGACUCGUGUUCGGCUACCACCACAUCGUACUGGAUGGUCUCGGGUUUCAGAUCUUCUUUACGGACCUGGAAAACGCAUUCACUGGGACCUUGAAUACCACUGCAUCGGACGUCCUGCAGUAUCCGGACUAUUCGCUCAGGCAGAUGCAAGAGUACCGUAACGGGUCAUGGUCCCAGGAACUCAAAUACUGGAAACAGCAGUUUUCGACCAUCCCCGAGCCCAUACAGCCACUCCUUCUCUCUUUAAGACACUCUCGUCUCGCCAACCCCUCGUUUCGGACACACUCGAUCAGAACUCGGCUGGACGAAGCUUUGCAAUCGCAAAUCGUGCAAACCUGCCGGCAUUUCCAGGUCAAACCAUUUCACUUCUUCACCACAGUCUUUGUCGUGCUUUUGUCACGUUAUGGCAACACCUUCACAGAGGACCUUUGCAUAGGCGUAGCCGAUGGUAAUCGGAGCGAUCUCGACACAGCGGGAAACCUCGGACUGUUUCUGAAUCUCCUCCCUCUGCGGUUCCGGCAACACUCGGAACUCAGCUUCGCAAAGGCGUUGUUAGGUUCCCGAUCGACUAUUGAGGAUGCCUACGGGAACUCUCGGGUUCCGUUCGAUGUGCUCCUGGGCGAAUUGAACAUACCGCGCUCGCCUACGCAUAUGCCUUUGUUUCAGGUGUUUUUAAAUUACCGCCAAAACAUCCAUGAGACAACCACAUUCUGCGGCUGCGAGGCCCAGGGAGAAAUAGUGUCGGGCGGCCGCAAUGCCUACGAUGUUAGCUUGGACAUCGUUGACAGCAAUGGCCAGGGAAGCCUCAUCACCGUUACCGUCAAUGCGGAUCUAUACGACGGCGAUGGUGCUACAGCGAUCCAGAACAGUUACCUCAGCCUCCUGCAAGCCUUCGCUCAAAACCCUGCAGCGAGGAUCUGCUGGCCGUCGCUUCAUCCGGAGGAAAGUGUCAAGCUAGGGAUCUCGCGCGGACGUGGUCCUGAGCUAGGUUCUAAGUGGCCACCCACAGUUGUGGACCGCAUUGACAGCAUGAUGAGAUCGUACACGGAAAAGCCUGCCUUGACUGAUGGCGCAGGAGGAAGCCUGUCAUAUGGAGAAUUGGCUAGCAGGAUUCACAGUAUUGCCGCUCAGUUGGUAAGCCGAGGUGUGAAAAGGGGUUCGCGUGUGGGUAUCUUCCAGAUGCCCGGCACUGCGUGGGUCUGCUCCUUGCUUGCCGUCCUCCGUACCGGGGCGGCUUGUGUUCCACUGGAUCUCAACGUUGGCAUCUCGCGGCUGUCAUUGCUAGUCAAGGACUGCAUCCCUCAGGUUCUCCUCGUUGAUGAAUCCACCCUCGGACAGAGUGCCUUCGUGGAGAAGACGACGGCACUGAUUUUGGAAGUCUCAACGCUUUCUAGCCCACAGCAUAACUCAGACCAGGUGCCAAACCGAGCCCAACCACAUGACGACGCCAUCAUCACAUACACCAGCGGUUCAACCGGUAUCCCGAAAGGCGUGGUUGUACGACACCAUUCUUACCAAAACUUCUUUGAGUUCACGCUUCCUAGAUGGGGCAUCGCGGAGGGUAAUGUCACGGUCCUUCAGCAGUCGGCCUACGCCUUCGACAUCUCCAUUCUUCAAAUCCUCACAAGCCUUUGCUACGGUGGGACCCUCGUCAUCCCUGACAAUACCAAACGGCGUGAUCCAACAGCUCUGUGCGACCUCAUUGCCUGGCAGGGUAUUACCAUGACAUUUGCAACGCCGACCGAGUACAUAUCCUGGGCCAAACACGGCAUCGGCAAAUUGCACAGCUCGAAAUGGCGAUGCGCCAUGACUGGAGGGGAGCCCAUGACCAGUUCACUUCUUGAAGUCUUCAAAUCUUUGGCUAAGACCAACCUGCGACUGAUAAACUGCUAUGGGCCAACAGAAGCCUCCAUCGGAUGCGCAGACAGGGUGGUUGACUACAACAAAAGCCUCGAUUCCAACCUCGCAAUGUCGGUCCUCCCCAAUUACAAGGUGGUUGUGGUUGACGAUGAUCUUCGGCCAGUCGCUGCUGGCGUUCCUGGACAAAUACUGAUCGGCGGCGCUGGAGUGGCAGCGGGCUACCUGAAUCAGCCGGAGGUCAGUGCCGAAGCAUUUGUCGUUGAUCAAUGGGGUACGGAGUGGGAAAGAGCUCGAUCGUGGACCAGGCUUCACCUCUCCGGAGACCGUGGACGGCUGACCCUCAACGGCGAGUUGCUCCUACAUGGCAGGAUCGGCGGCAGCACCCAGAUCAAAGUUCGAGGGGUUAGGAUUGAUCUAGUCGACAUUGAAAACACCAUCAUCGAGGCCAUGUCACCACAUGUGGUUCAAGCGGUGGUAUCUCGGAGAGAAACCCCGGAAACAGGGGUGGACUUUCUCGUCGCCUUCGUUGUGUUGUCCGGAAAGGACACUGGUCCUCCGCCUGACGAUUGGUUGGCCAAUUUCCCAGACGGAUUACCUCUUCCACUGUAUAUGCGCCCCGCCCUGGCUAUCGUGGUAGACCGACUCCCAAGGAUGGUCUCGGGAAAGAUUGAUAGAGCAGCGGUGGACUCGAUCUCCCUCCAGCCAUCGUCGGCUCGUACAGAGACAAAGGGCGCUGACACGCUCAGCGAAAUGGAGCGGGAUUUGAUGAGUUUGUGGAGAGAGGUCAUACCACGCGAGGUUGCAUGGCACCGAAAGGUUCAUAGCCAGUCCGACUUCUUUCAGCUGGGAGGCAACUCGCUCGCGUUGGUGGAUUUGCAGGGUUUGAUCAAGGAGCGCCUCCAUACCACUGUGCCAAUCUACCGUCUGUUUGAGUCGGCGACACUUGGCCGGAUGACCAUUCUUCUCGAGCGUGGGCGCACAACCUCAGUAGUGUCGCAAGCUCAACCAGUCGACUGGGACCACGAGACGCAGGUUUCAGCGCACGUCGAACGAGCAGCAUCAGAACCCGCUACCAAUACUUCCAGGACCUCGGGCCCUGCCAACACCAUCGUCCUCACAGGAUCAACGGGCUUCUUAGGCCAAGAGCUUCUCUCCCAACUCGUCUCGAACAAGCAAAUCACGAGAGUUCAUUGUAUUGCUGUCAGAAAGCCCAAGGAACAGCUGCCAACCGUCUUCACAGACUCCAAAGUUUCGCUGCACUUUGGGGACCUCGGGGGCAGUUACCUUGGACUCCAGGAAGGUUCAAUUAGGGACAUAUUCUCUAAGGCCGACGUGGCUCUGCAUGUUGGAGCAGAUGUGUCAUUCCUCAAGUCAUACGACAGUCUCAAACUGGUCAACGUAGCUUCAACCAAGGAGCUGGCCCGCCUCUGUGCGGCUCGGAACAUCCCACUCCAUUUUGUUUCAUCAGCUACGGUUGCGCGGCUGGCUGGGAAAAGUACAUUCGGACCACAUUCAGUGAGACAGUACCCUCCCCCACAGGGAACAGACGGCUACACGGCCUCGAAAUGGGUUUCCGAAGUCUAUCUUGAGAAUGCCAGUCGUGUCAUCGGCCUCCCCGUCUACAUACAUCGACCAAGCAGCAUCACGGGGCCGGGCGCCCCCAACACCGAUCUAACAGCAAACCUCGUCCAGUAUGCUAGGCAGACUAAGACACUCCCCGACCUGGGCUCGGGUGGGGGUUACUUUGACUUCAUCUCGGUCCAGACUACGGCCCGUAUGAUCAUCGAGGAAAUGGCAAGAAGCAUCGGAAAGCGGGAAGCGGAAGUUCGGUACUUGCACGAGUCGGGCGAAGUUCAAAUUGCGACGGAUGACGCCGAGUCAAUUCUGGGACUCCAAAACGGAGAGCCGUUCGAGGUUGUGACAACCCCUGAAUGGAUACAACGCGCAACAGACGCCGGCAUGGAUCCCUUAUUGGCCCUAUAUCUCCGCCGCACCGCGACAAAAGGCGUUUUGUUUCCGCGAUUGCUGAGAGGAGAUUAA